CUCAAACACGGUUCAUAGGAUAGGCUUACACUCACUUGGACAAGAAAGACGUCCAUAGAACCUGGUCCAGGCACCCGAUCUCCAAUUCGCUUUUUAUCACGCUAAUAACAGGACCUCUUUAGCAACCUUGAACUGAAGAAGUGAAACUCUAAUUAAUAAUUGUGUUGGGCAGACUGUUUAGGCGCCGGAACAGUUAAAGCAGCGGAGCAGCAGUCACAAGACAGGAGAGCCCCAGGCUUUCCAACGAAAGCUUGGGGCCAUGGCGACCGAAGUGGAGAAUGCGGGCGCUAUCGUGCCUGCGGGAGAGGCGAGGACCGUGCCUCCAUCUACUGACAUUGUCGUCGCCGGCGCGGCUGGCAGCGGCUCUUCCGCUUACAUACCGGAUCUGGAGGGGCUGAAGAAAGUCAUCACGCACACGCGUGCAGUAGGCGUAAUUCUUCCGCCGCCGGAUAUAAGAGCAAUUAUCGACAAGACCGCUCAAUUCGUAGCUAAGAACGGCGCUGAGUUUGAAAAGCGGAUCUUGUCGAAUGAAAAGAACAACGUUAAAUUCAACUUCCUGGUGACCACGGACCCCUACCAUGCCUACUACAAGAUGCGGAUCAAGGACUUCUCCGCGGAAGACGGCGCGGCGCCCCGGGACCAGCAGGCGGCAGCACCCGGGGCGCCGGUUGCAGGUGCCCCCGCCCCCGCUGCCGCCGCCGCCCCUCUGCCGCUGCCCCCCAAGGCCACCAUCAAGCCGCUGGAGAAGCCCGAGGACGAGCUGUACACGGUCCAUGUCCCCGAGGGGCUGACCGCCCAGGACCUGGACGUCAUCAAGCUCACCGCGCAGUUCGUGGCGCGCAACGGCAAGAGCUUCCUGGCGGGCCUCUCCAGCCGCGAGCACACCAACCCGCAGUUCAACUUCCUGAAGCCCACACACAGCCUCUUCGCCUUCUUCACCUCGCUGGCGGACGCCUACAGCCGCGUCAUGAUGCCGGACAAGGGGCUGAAGGAGCGGCUGGGCCGGGACGCGGGCGACCGGGCGGGCCUGCUGGAGCGGGCGCUGCGGCGGCUGGAGUGGGAGCGGCACCGGGAGCGGGAGGCGCAGGAGGCGGCGGACGAGGCGGAGAGGGAGCGGCAGGCCAUCCAGGCCAUCGACUGGCACGACUUCGUGGUUGUGGAGACCAUCACGUUCGACGAGGAGGAGGACGCGGAGCUGCCGCCGCCGCUCACCCUGCGCGACGUGAUCGCCAUGAACAAGAGCCGCGAGGCGCUGGAGGCGCUCAACCUGCAGCAGCAGCAGGAGGAGGCGGUCAAGGAGGCGGACAUGGAGAUGGACGAGGAGGAGCGCGCCAUGGUGGCGGAGGCGGCGGCGCAGGAGGCGCGUGCGGCAGCGGCGGCAGCAGGGGGCGCUCCCGCUGCUGCGGAGGGCGCCAACGCGGCUCCGGAGCCUGCUGCUCCCGAGGGCGGCGAGGCGGACAUGGAUGCGGACAUGGAGGAGGAGGAGGAGGAGGCGCCCAUCCGGGUGGUCAAGAACUACACCCGGCAGGCGGUGCGCACGCAUGCGGGCCGGGCGUACGACCCCACCAAGUCCGUCGUGUCGCCCAUCACGGGCGAGCUCAUCCCCAUCGAGGAGAUGGCGGAGCACAUGCGCAUCAGCCUCAUCGACCCGCGCUGGCGGGAGCAGCGGGACGUGAUGCUGUCCAAGAUCAGGGAGACAACAAAGGCCACGGACGACGAGAUCACCCGCAACCUGGUGGGGCUAGCUGUCAGCCGCCCCGACAUCUUCGGCUCCACGGAGGAGGAGCUGCAGCAGGCGGUGCGCGAGGAGAUCAAGGACAAGAUGAUGUCGGGGGUGGGGCGGCCGGUGGCGUGGGACGGUGCCACGCAGGGCGGCGAGGCGCUGCACCACCAGAUG
Molecule: messenger RNA, 1897 nt
Organism: Astrephomene gubernaculifera
Lineage: Eukaryota; Viridiplantae; Chlorophyta; Chlorophyceae; Chlamydomonadales; Astrephomenaceae
Source: the annotation of a GenBank genome assembly